Messenger RNA from Priapulus caudatus, 4982 nucleotides. Its product is annotated as delta(14)-sterol reductase-like. The transcript has 13 exons. Gene Ontology annotation, biological process: sterol biosynthetic process. Lineage: Eukaryota; Metazoa; Priapulida; Priapulimorpha; Priapulimorphida; Priapulidae. The record is from RefSeq and is a predicted model, not a curated record. Bases 109 to 1905 code for a protein of 598 amino acids. Gene Ontology annotation, cellular component: nuclear inner membrane; endoplasmic reticulum membrane. Gene Ontology annotation, molecular function: oxidoreductase activity, acting on the CH-CH group of donors, NAD or NADP as acceptor.
CGCGUACUCUUGUUGUUGUUUCGUUGGAGCGCCAAAUGUCAAUAUUUCCUCUACAUAUUACUAUUAGUUCGUUUAAUACAAAAGAACGGUCGAUUGCGCACAAUCAGGAUGCCAAAAUCUCCAGGUAAUGCCUUAGCACGUCAGGUGGGAGAGCAUGUGCGAGUUUACAUACCAGACACUGAUGUGUGGGUGGAUGGUAAAGUACUCGACAACCACGCAAAGUACACCGUGGAGCUAAAAACGGGCAAAACCAUUAUCGCACCAGGCAGACAAGUCACGAAGCCCUCCAGGUCCCAAUCUAAAUCACCAGCAAGAUCGCGAUCACGAUCUCGGAGCAGAGGUCGCGGGAAGUCUCCACCACGCACAGCAAAGACAAAGAGUGCUACAACAUCGCCGGCUAGAAGGUCUCGGUCCACAUCGCGAUCACGCACCACCACGAUUCCGAUGACGUCAACGCCGGCAAAGAAAACCACACUGAGCGAGACAAAGACGUACAAGAUCGAUAAGGAGGUGAAGGAUGAAGUGAGGUCACUCGGGCCGGAUACUCCCACGCGGACUUCGGCUCGCCUGGCUGCCAUGGCCAGCACCAACAAGCAGCAGCCAGAGUCGAUGACGGCAGAUAUCAAGCAAAUGCCUCGCAGCGAGAAGGUGAGGAAGACGAUGCAGAAGGAGUUUGGUGGUGCUUUCGGAGCAUUGACAACGAUGCUGAUGCUGCCAGCCACCGUGAUCCUUCUCUAUUUCACCUGUACAAAGGGAAAGUGCGUAUUCUUCAAGAGACCUGAGCUACCUCUGCAGCUCCAUGCAUAUUUCAACUGGCAGGCAACUGCAGCAUACAUGGGCUGGUUCGUUGCACAGGUGCUGUUGGCAUUGUUACCUAUUGGGCGCAUCGUACAGGGACAGCCUUUGCGUUCGGGCAAUCGUCUCAGCUACCGUCUCAAUGGUGGUCUUGCGUUUGUGGUCAGCUUGGCCAGUCUCGUUGUGGCACAGAUGUACCUUAAGUAUCCGAUCGCUGCCUUCGUCUACCGCAACUACAUGCAGCUGGCUUGUACUGCGAUGGUCUUCUCCACUCUGAUGUCUGUCAUCCUGUACCUGAAAGCUCGCCGUGCCGCCAACAAUGCCCUGAACCCAUACGGAAAUUCUGGCAGCCAUAUUUACGAUUUCUUCCUCGGUCACGAGCUGAACCCUCGCAUCCGCAGCUUUGAUCUGAAGUUUUUUUGUGAGCUGAGACCUGGACUCAUUGGAUGGGUUGUCAUAAACAUGUGCAUGGUCGCAAAGGAUUGUCAGGACAAUGGCAGUCCAUCUUAUCCUCUACUGUUGGUCGUCGGCUGCCAGUUUCUUUACGUAUUUGAUGCUCUAUUCCAUGAGGAAUCGGUGCUCACGACCUUUGACAUCACACAGGAGGGAUUCGGUUGGAUGCUGGCAUUUGGUGACCUGGUCUGGGUGCCAUUUGUCUACUCCCUGCAGGCACGCUACCUGCUCGAUCACAGGAGCUCUGUGCACGUGCACAACUACGCUCUAGUGGCUAUUCUCCUGCUGAACAUGAUUGGAUUCUGGAUUUUCCGACUGGCAAACAAGGAGAAGGACACCUUCCGGAAGAAUCCUCACCAUCCCAGUAUUUCUCAUCUGAAAAGCAUCGCAACACCGUCUGGCAAGCGACUCCUCAUCUCUGGUUGGUGGGGAUUCGUGAGGAAGCCUAACUACCUGGGAGAUCUGCUGAUGGCUGUCGCCUGGUCGCUGCCCUGUGGAUUCCGCCACCUGCCGCCGUGGUUCUACCCGAUCUACUUUGCCGUGCUGCUCGUGCACCGCGCAAUCCGGGACGAGCACGCGUGCCGACAGAAGUACGGUGACGCGUGGGACCGCUACUGCGAGAAGGUCAAGUACCGAAUUGUACCGUACGUGUUUUGAGACUGCUGCAUCCGGCACGUCUGAAGUGCCCGCUUGCUUGAGUGCCAAUCACUGUCGCACUGGACGGUAAAGCCGACUUUGUGUGGGAGAACUAGUGCACCCGACACGCUCCCAACGCGCGCUCGCGUUUUAUUUAGUUAUGAAGCACGUUUUAACGAGUUAGAAUAGUUCCCGACUUUCACGUGGCCCGCAAUCGCUGUUUGCACACGUCUGUUCGAUUAUCGAGAGCCACACGGGACCUUACAACCGUUAUGUAUUACAACUGCGUGAGGUAACUGCUGUCCAAAUACCUUAGCGAGCAGCCUGUGACUAGCUAAUUUGUUUAUAUGUCGUACCAAAGAUGGACAGACUUGUUACAGCCCAAAUAGACAACAAGUGAAACAACAACAAUAUUACCCUCCUAAUUCCGUAAUUGUUCAACGAGUACUGAUUGCGAGAAGAACCGAGGAAGAAGAAAACGUAAAAUUACACUAAAGUUUUAUAUCUCAGCACUACUUUUUUGCACGUAAGCCCCAUUUUUAAAAACUGUUUUCGUAAAUUCUGUUUAUUGUGUAAAUAAAUGCAUGUAAAAUGCGUUUUGUAUCGAUGUUAAAAACGUACUGAACUCAUUACGUAUAGCAGUACAUAUUUUUAGAAUAUUUUCGUCGACGUGUCUGACGUAUUUUUUUACAAGCCGUAGUCGUAGGAACCCGUUGUAAUGUGUGUUGGCCUAGAGACCGCGUGUUUUGUCAUGUUUUUAACUGACGUCUGUCACCAUGUGCAAUCUGGAAAUGUACGAUAUUAGUAGAGAUUAGCCUCAUAGCUAUGCCGAUUAUCACACAGCAGUAUGAAGAGUUGGUCUUGGACCUGGUAGAGUAUGUAUCUGGCGGUGAGAGGGUCACAAGGAUUUGUCCAUUCCUUAAUGUCUGUAGAUUGGUUAUUGAACCCACGUGACUGCGUUUGCAGGAGGUGCAAUGGCUUGCGUGUGUGAAUGAAUGUUCCAUUCCCUUUCGACCGCCAUUCGCCAAGCAAUCGGGUCCACUCCUUAAUCACUGACACAAAUGCCUAUAAUUAUAAGCGGACUCGAUGGCAUAAUUCUAAUCCAGGGUUUGCAUAGACGCUCCCCAUCCUUCUGUGGCUGCAGUUGUCACGUACCUCUCAAGGCCGAUUCAUAAAGUAAUUAGACAUUUUAUUAUUUCUAUUUUAGUUUUUUCUAAAAAGUCAUCCACUUGGGCUUAAUGGUUUAUGAUCGAAAUUUAAUGAGUUUAAAUAGCUUCACGGUACAAAAAUAUUAAUUUGAGGAUUGGUGUAAAAACGCGAUAGAAAGUUUUGGCGUUUACUCAAUAUAGUGUUCAUUUUCUAGCCGAUUGCAUCUUAAUUUAGAGCUAUUAAUCGUUUAAAAUUAUUUAUGAAUCGUUCAGUAUUCAUUUGCUCACCAUUUUCAGCACGUCACCAUGUAUGUGACUUGUGCAGAAAUUAUUAAGCAUUAGCUUAAUAUAGCCAGCCAAAGAUAGACCGUGUAAUAAUAAAAUACCGUGUAAAACGCCAAAUUAAAACCAAAGUCCGUAGUUCUACUUGGUUUUUCCAGUAAUUUAUUAGUAAAAUAUAAGUAAGUGGUUUCCUUACACUGCCUUGUCAUCCUGUAGUUAAUGGCGUCUGUAUGAGUUAGUCUAAAGAAAAUGGGUAUGAAUUGUGGUACAUCCAAUUCGCACCGUGGUCAGGGCCCUGUUGUUAUUAUUCUGGUGUCAUGAGCAGUGUUUUAGCAUCUACGCGGCUUUCGUUGCAUUUUAUUAUAGUUGCAUGUUUAACUUCUACUCGUCUAUAUUCCUAAUUUUAAGUUAAAAUUCCUGUUAAAAUUUAUAGAGGUAGAUGUCGCGCAUGUUUAUCGUAAAAACAGGAAUGUGGUUUAGACAGGUUGAAAAACGCCGAACACUCGUUAGUUUCUUCUUGACGGGUUGGUGUUGGAUACCCUAUAAAAUACCUAUAUAUUAUACCUAUAUUAUUUUAGCCUAGUAUUAUGUCUAGUAGCAACUAUUUUUGUGCGCAUUUGUAAAUACUUGUCACACAUGUUUGCUACAUAUAUGUAUUUGCACAUUAGUUUUACAUUUUUAUCAUCAACGUCGUCAUGGCGCUCUAAUGGAACCACAGUGUUUGUCACGUCAUUUCGGUCUUCAUCGCUUUUCUUCGUUAGUGACGUUAGAGGCACCAUAUUCGAAAAGAGGCAGGGUUCCACCUGCGUUUGUAGGUAGUUCAAUAACAGGGUUCUAGCGGGUCCUCGAAAAUUUUGGAGUAUUAAAAUGAUUAUUUUCCAAGUCUGAAAUGUCCUGGAAAAUAGGGUGUAACCCUGGAAGGGACUCAAAGAUUGGUUGUCAUUGCGUUUGGUCAUACAACGUCCUUGAAAUUGAGAACGUAUUUAUAUUUUCUGAGCCGCAAUAAUAUUCGGUUCAUGAAAGAUUUUGUUCACCAAUCGCUGGUUGGGUGAUACGAGGCACAAAUAUAGUAUUCGGCUAAAAUUGUUAUUCUUGGUCUUGGGCGUUUUAAGUCCUGGAAACUCCCUCAAGAAUUUAUCGAAAAUGGUUUGCUUUAGGUGUGCGAACUGUAAGUAAGGUAGUGUAGACUGUAGAUAUUCUGAUAUUAUUUCUGUCAGCCGUAGCAAUGUUUUAUUUAAUGUGUUGCCGGUGUGCGAAUAACUUUUCGUGUUAAAAUGUUGCGCUGUUUGCGUUAGCGUCGUGUUUUACCAGUUCACCCUUUCAUGAAGUUAGAUCAUCUGUUCUGUAAUAUGUUGGUGUCUCGCCGCUUGAAAAUAACGGGCACGAGUGUUGAACUAGUGUAUGUUCUGUACGCAAAGAUAGAUGUCAAACUUUUAGAUGCACCAUUGCUAUUGAAUGUAGCUAAAAUAUACAGUCUUUCGGAAGUAUGUGCGUAUGCAGGCAGACUAUUUUUAGUGUAAAUUAUUCACGUACACAUGUAUCAGUCAGUGUUCAGCGAAUAUAUUUUUUCAUAUACGAAGAUAUCACUAGAUUUAUAAGAGCGACAGCAGCAUUGUAAUUUUCUGUAAUGGAUUCCAGUAGAGGCACAAUAAAAUGAAUAUCUUAAUA